Fusarium redolens is the source of this 2964-nucleotide messenger RNA. RefSeq lists its product as uncharacterized. The transcript is spliced from 9 exons. Bases 1 to 2964 code for a protein of 987 amino acids. Lineage: Eukaryota; Fungi; Ascomycota; Sordariomycetes; Hypocreales; Nectriaceae. Gene Ontology annotation, biological process: DNA-templated transcription; regulation of DNA-templated transcription. The record is from RefSeq and is a predicted model, not a curated record. Gene Ontology annotation, cellular component: small-subunit processome; nucleus. Gene Ontology annotation, molecular function: DNA-binding transcription factor activity, RNA polymerase II-specific; zinc ion binding; DNA binding.
AUGGGUGUUCAGAAAAAGACUCGCAAAUUCGCAGAGGUGAAGCGAGUUAUCGGUCGUCGCGAUGCCAGACUAAAGGAAAACAAGCUCAAGGCUGAGCUCGCUCAGAAGGAGAAGGAAAAGAAGACCAUCAACGGCGAGCUUAUCCGAGAAGCGCCUCAGAUGCCCAGCAACAUGUUCUUUCAACACAACACAGCUCUCGUUCCUCCCUACAAUGUUCUCGUAGAUACCAACUUUCUCAGUCACACGGUUCAGCGAAAGCUCUCUCUUCUCGACUCCAUGAUGGACUGCCUCUAUGCGAAGUGUAACCCUAUCAUCACAUCUUGUGUGAUGAGCGAACUUGAGAAGCUCGGACCUAAGUACCGACUGGCACUAAGGGUUGCGAGAGACGAGCGAUGGACACGGCUUGAAUGCGACCACAAGGGCACCUAUGCCGACGACUGUUUGGUGGACCGGGUCCAAAAAAACAGGGUAUACAUCGUUGGUACAAAUGAUAAGGCACUCAAGCAACGGCUACGAAAGAUUCCUGGUGUGCCUAUCAUGAGUGUGGCGAGGGCCAAGUCAUGCUGUUGUUUGAGAAUGGGUUUAGUUGAGAAGAUGACUCACUUUACCCAACGAUCGUUGUUAAACUCAUCCAGUGUUGCCUGGAUCCCAAACGAUAAUGAUCAGUCAUCAACAUCUGAAGCCCGUCAGAAACGCUCACGCGUUCUUCUUUCAUGUGCACCAUGUCGCAACUCAAAGUUAAAAUGUGAUAGAGAGCAACCAUGUGGACAAUGCUCAAAAAAGGGACGCGCAUCACAGUGUGCCUAUGCCCCAAAACCUGAACGGAAACGGCCUGCCAAAGGCAUGUCCGCACGCUUGAAGCGUCUCGAGGGUAUGGUGCGGGAGAUGAUGGACUCUGAAGGCUCAGCCCCAGGAACCCAAGCAAGUGCUGGAAUCGGGCCAGGCUUGGCGAAUGGUACUGCUACAGGACCAGAGGUCCAAGGCCAUGUCGUACAUAGUGAGAGAGGGGCAACCUACGUGGGCGCAACGCAUUGCAUGGCGAUGCUGGAAGAUAUUGAGGACUUGAAGGACUACUUUGAGCAGCCUGAAGAAGCGGGAGAAGAUCAAAUCCUAGACGACGAGAUUGAUCCCACAGAACUCAUGUUAAACACAAGAGCUGGACCAAGGAACCGAGAGGAGCUGCUAAGUCGCCUACCAGAAAGAAAGGUCGCGGACAGACUUCUUUCGCGCUACUUUGCUUCGAUGAGUCCUUCGCAACAUAUUGUUCACCGGCCAGUUUUUACCAGGCAGUAUUCUAAGUUCUGGCAAGACCCCAACGAAGCAUCAUUGCAUUGGAUAGCGCAGUUAUUCAUGAUGCUCAGCCUCGGCGUAUUUUUCAACAAAUUUAUCAACUCAAGUGAGCUUGAGGGUGACUCUCCUCUCCCAGCUCAGGACAGAAUCCGCCACUACAAGGCUUGUGCUGGAUGGGCUCUCGUUUGGGGUAAAUACACACAACCAUCUUCGGCAACGCUCCCAGCGUUCUUACUUUACGUCGAGUCAUCUUUCCUCUUCAACCGUGCGGCUCAGAUGAACUGCUACGUGCUCUCGGGCGUGUGUAUCCGUCUGAUGCUCAAGAUGGGUCUCCAUAGAGACCCAAGCAAACUGGCGAACAUCUCACCUUAUGAGGGCGAGAUGCGGAGGCGCAUGUGGAACAUGGCUAUUCAAGUCGAACUUCUCGUUUCCUUCCACAUGGGCCUUCCAAGUAUGCUGCAAGGUAUAGAAACUGAUACUGCAGUACCGCGAAAUCUAGACGACCAUGACUUUGAUGAGGAUUCGACGGAAUUGCCUCUUAGUCGACCACCUACAGAUUGGACUUCCAUGACAUAUCCGAUUCAUAAGACACAGAUCCUUCGGGUGUUUGGACAGAUCGCGAGACAAGCCCAUGCUCUGACUCCGCCAAGUUAUGCCGAGGUCGCCAAGCUCGACAACUUGCUGCAGGAGACCUGGAAGAGUGUCCCAUCCUUUAUGAUGGUACGGCCACUAGAUGAGUGUGUUGGCGAUCCGCCCGUUCUGCUCAUUCAGCGUUUCGGGUUGACAGCCCUAUACAACAAAUGCCGUAUUGUAUUGCAUCGUCGAUAUCUCGCGGAGGCAAUUCCGCAACGUGAACAUGAUUACUCACGCAGGCAAUGUCUGGAGGGCGCUUUGUCAUUGCUCAACUACCAGCACAUUAUCUGGGAAGCUUGCAAGCCAGGUCACGUAUUGAGUCAGCAUGGUUGGUUUGUCUCAUCCCUCGCGGUUCACGACUUUCUCAUGGCCGCAAUGGUACUUUACCUCGUCGUCAAGAACGAAAACUACUCAGAAGUUGGGAGUGACUAUGACUGGAUGUCGCAGACUGCACCAACGCCGACUAAGGACGAACUCAUUUGUAUGAUCAAGCGAUCUUGGCUCAUCUGGGCAGAUGUGUCGCGAGACACAGUAGAAGUUAAGAAAACAGCAGAUACACUGGCUACGAUGUUGGCUAAGCUCGGAGCCCCAGUUGAAGAGCCAGCGAAUACCCUUGAGCAAGCUGCUCCCAGUGUUGGUGCUGAUAACGAAUACUCCUCGCUUGGGGCUCUGUCUGUAGAUCCUAGCACACUGGGGUCGAUCGGGGGUGAUCCGACACUGCUAUCGACUCUGGGGUUGGGCUCAUCAACGGGAUCUACGUCAGACCAGACACCCCUGGAUCUUAAUCUGGCAGGAGAUGCAGGAACUAGCAUGAACUUUACGAAUAUGGGGACGGAAGGUCUUCAGUUUGACCCGGCUUGGAUGGAUACUGCAGCCAGCAACAUGGACUGGCGUUACCUCGACAUAUCACUGGCUCACAGUCAUGAUGCUGGACGCAAUGAGGACACUGGUCAGACGUGGAUAGAGAGAGCACCACCAUUGGAACAAAUGGAUAUCAUGGGGUCAGGAAUCUGGAUCCCAGAUCGUCCUGAAUACACUUGA